ACCAAAAAGAAUGCUUAAAUUUUGUGUAAAGGGUAAAUUUAGUUAAAAACUGUUGAUUUUCAGGGAUUACCAGCCAGUGCAAACCAGCUUUUCUUGAAGAAAAUAACAAAAAAGUAUAAAUACAAAUCAAGAUUUAAAGUUGUUAUUUAAAUCAAGGUUUCCUGCUUCUGAAUUAAAUCAAUCCACGCUAUUGGUGAGGGGCUCUUCUUUCCCUUUUAAAUGUUUUUGUUUAUAUUGUAGGUUGGGUGUAGGGCUUAGAUGUCUUUGACUCACAGUCCUUUUAGAAAUGUUUAUUAUAAAGCAGCAUCCACCACUUGUAAAACCAAUUAGCAACAUAUCAGGUUUUAAAGAGAAAUAACCCUGGCCCAAACUCACUGUUGGUAUAAGUGAGCAUAAUACCACUGAUUUACGCAGCCUUCAAAAUUAUAAUAGUAACAAAACCAUUCACUGCAAACUCCACAACCUGCUUGGCCUUGUAUCUUUAACUAUCCAACUUGGUCAUCAUCUAUAUGAGAAAAAAUCAGCAUGCAGUAAUGAUACUAUUAUUUAAGUUUAAACUCUAUUCAAGGAUGUUCAAAACUGGGAUGUGUUUUAGGGGUUAGAGCUGGAGUGAGGACUCCCCGGGUCUGUUCUUGGCUCUGCCUCUGAUUCAUUGACUGAUAUGGUACAAAUUACUUAGCCAUUUUCUUCUGCAAUUUACCCAUCUGUAAAAGGAAUAAAAUACAUGCCUACCUGACAGUGGAAUCCUAUCUCAAAAAAAUCUGCUGAUUUUUAUACCAUGUUUAAUUUAUGUGUGGAACUCACUGCCAACAACAUAUCACUGAUGCCAAGUACUUAGGAUUCAAAAGAUUGCACUUUUAUGUGGAUAAGAACAUUCGUAAUUAUAUAAGGUAGGAUAAAAGUUUUAGGACAUCCACCAUCACCCUUUAGAGCAUAAGCCAACCACUAAGGUUAAGAAGAAACUCUUCCCCCUUGGCAGGUUAUUACAUAAUUUUCCAUUGUGGUAUUCCUUGCGCUCUCUUCUGACCAUCUGGUACUGGCCAUUUAUGUGCACCAGACAUGAUACCAGAAUAAUGGAACAAUAGUCUGGAAUGGUAUGGCAAUUCCUAUAUUCCUUAUUUAAUUGUUUUCACAGUACAUAGAUAUCUUUGGGUGCUAUAGUCACACUUAUUGAAGUAUGACUUCCUUUUUAUUACAAAAAGUACAGUGAUUUGUUUAAAGAAUGUUUCCAGUGUGACCUUUACUUUUAAAUGGUGCCUAAAAAUCAUUACACACAACUUUUAAGAAAAUCAACAUAGGGACUUUUACUGUGUAUAUUGAUGCUUCUAGUGAGCUGUCAUUUUACUCAACUGGAAAGCCCCCCUCCCACAGAAAGAUAGGAAAGUGAUUUUUUGUGUAUUCUCCUCAGGUUCCCUGUUGACAAUCCCAAGACUCCACAUGUAUGGCUGCUCAGAUCCCCCCCACUCCCAAUUUCAGAUGUUGAAUCAAUAGGAGGCCUUGUAACUCCAAAGCUAAGGAGUCCCAUGGAGUUUCAAUUCCUGACAAUAAGUGCCACGUGAGGAAAGUUUUCUGCAGUGUUGUGGAUGGUUUUGUGGUUCAGGCAUCAGAAUAGGAUUCAGGAGAUAUGACCUUGAGCAAAUCACCUUUCUUUACUUGUUCCUCAUUUGCAAAAUGGAGAUUAUAGUAAUUUGCUGCCUCACGAGAGUACUGUGUGUAUAAAUUUGUUAAUAUCUGUGAGAUAUAAAAUGUCACUUUUUGAGCAUAGUGCAUACAAGGCAAACAGCAUUAAGACUGGAAAAAAUAUCAUAAUGACUGUUACGUAUUGACAGUCUGUGUGGCUUUGCAGAGUGUAAACUGACAACCUAGAAGGUAAUGAGACUGCAGUAGCACUUUCAAACUGUCCUCUGCAGAAAGUCAAAAUCGAAGAGUUGGUUGCUGAUCUGCAGCUGGUUUGUCGAUUAUCUGUGAGUCUAUUUUAGUUCUCAACCCAUGGAAUCCUAACCAGCGGAUACAAGAAAAAAAAAUAUUAGUGCAGAUUCCAGCUUUGGCUCACUUGUACUUCCCCACUAUACAGAAAAUGAUGACAUGACAGCGACUCUCCCAUGGUGCCCUUCAAAUAAUAACAAAGGGACUUGUCCUAUGCAAUACUGUCACAUACUUAUGCAGGGAUAUGAGCUGCUGGCUACAGAGCUUCGUUUGUACCAGGCGCGUUCAUCCGUGUGCUCUGCCCAGCAGGGCUGAACUUCGUUUAAAUAAAGUCUUUUAUACACAGCGCCCCCUGGUGGGUGAACAGUAGAAGACAGUUUAACUUUCCAUGGCACAAGUCCCACUGAAAUGCCACCCCAGGCUGGCUGGGGUGCGGGGGAGGGGAGGCGCUGUUCUGAGAGGGGGAACCUGCUGCCCCCCAUCACGUCACAUCAGGUUUAGGGCAGUUCUCCAAGCCUCUCACCAGACCCAUCCCUUAUGUUUAGGGGCGGGGGGUGAGGCUCAGAGUCGGUCUCUGGGGAGCGAGGUUUGUGCUGAGCGUUUCAGGGGGGCAUUUUCCCGCCCCCAGCUUCCGAGCUCCUGGGCCAGGACCAGCAGCUCGCUCCGGGCGGGCGGGUCGUCCGCCCCCCCGCGGGCUCUUUAAAAGAAGCGGAACGGCCCCGCGGCGCCUCUGUUGUAGUGGGGGCAGAUUUCAUCGCCGCACGGCGGGUCCAUCGCGCGGAGCGUCCGCCGGCUGCCGAAUCCCUCCCGGCUCGUGUCUCUGCCGCGCUCGCCAUGGACGCGUUAGCGGCCGAGCUGGGGACUCUGACCGCGGAGCAGGCGGCGGCUCCCGUGAACACGGUAGAGGAAAAAUGGAGGCUUCUUCCAGCUUUUCUAAAGGUGAAAGGACUUGUGAAGCAGCACAUAGACUCAUUCAACUAUUUCAUCAAUGUAGAGAUAAAGAAAAUCAUGAAAGCCAAUGAAAAAGUCACAAGUGAUGCUGACCCAAUGUGGUAUUUGAAAUACCUCAAUAUCUAUGUGGGAGUUCCAGAUGUUGAAGAAAGCUUUAAUGUAACAAGACCUGUGUCUCCUCAUGAGUGUCGCUUGAGAGAUAUGACCUACUCUGCCCCAAUUACAGUGGACAUUGAGUACACUAGAGGUAGCCAGAGGAUUAUUCGCAAUGCAUUACCCAUUGGCAGAAUGCCUAUAAUGCUGCGCAGCUCCAAUUGUGUUCUUACUGGGAAAACUCCAGCAGAGUUUGCCAAACUUAAUGAAUGCCCUUUAGAUCCAGGUGGCUAUUUCAUUGUCAAAGGUGUAGAGAAAGUCAUUCUUAUUCAAGAGCAGUUAUCCAAAAACAGGAUCAUUGUGGAAGCUGAUAGAAAAGGGACAGUUGGCGCUUCUGUUACCAGUUCCACUCAUGAGAAGAAGAGCAGAACAAAUAUGAUUGUGAAACAAGGAAGAUUUUACCUGAGGCAUAACACUCUGUCAGAAGAUAUUCCCAUUGCUAUUAUAUUUAAGGCCAUGGGUGUCGAGAGUGACCAAGAGAUUGUGCAGAUGAUUGGUACAGAAGAGCACGUGAUGGCUGCAUUUGGUCCCAGUUUGGAAGAAUGCCAAAAAGCUCAGAUUUUUACACAGAUGCAGGCAUUAAAGUACAUAGGAAACAAGGUACGAAGGCAGAGGAUGUGGGGAGGCCCAAAGAAAACGAAGAUGGAGGAAGCACGAGAGCUGCUAGCAUCAACCAUCCUGACACAUGUUCCUGUAAAAGAAUUUCAUUUCCGUGCCAAGUGCAUCUACACAGCAGUGAUGGUCCGCAGGGUUAUUCUGGCCCAAGGAGAAAACAAAGUAGAUGACAGAGACUAUUAUGGAAACAAGCGAUUGGAAUUGGCUGGGCAGCUUCUUUCCCUUCUCUUUGAAGAUUUGUUCAAAAAAUUUAACUCUGAAAUGAAAAAGAUUGCUGAUCAGGUAAUUCCAAAGCAGAGAGCAGCCCAGUUUGAUGUAGUGAAGCAUAUGCGUCAAGAUCAGAUCACCAAUGGCAUGGUAAAUGCCAUCUCUACUGGAAAUUGGUCACUGAAAAGAUUCAAAAUGGACCGCCAAGGUGUGACACAGGUAUUGUCCCGCUUGUCUUAUAUAUCUGCUCUGGGAAUGAUGACAAGAAUCUCUUCUCAGUUUGAAAAGACAAGAAAAGUGAGUGGCCCCCGAUCUCUUCAGCCAUCUCAGUGGGGUAUGCUUUGCCCAUCAGACACUCCUGAAGGAGAGGCUUGUGGUUUGGUUAAAAACCUAGCUCUGAUGACUCACAUUACUACUGAUAUGGAAGAUGGCCCGAUUAUUAAAUUAGCCAGUAACCUUGGAGUAGAAGAUGUAAACUUACUAUGUGGAGAAGAACUUUCAUAUCCAAAUGUGUUCCUUGUCUUCCUUAAUGGUAACAUCCUGGGUGUCAUUCGAGACCAUCCGAAACUAGUUCACACGUUUCGGCUAAUGCGGCGAGCAGGUUAUAUCAAUGAAUUUGUUUCAAUCUCCACGAAUCUUGCUGACAGAUGUGUCUACAUUUCCUCUGAUGGAGGAAGACUGUGCAGACCCUACAUAAUUGUAAAGAAGCAAAAACCUGCAGUUACAGACAAGCAUAUGGAAGAACUUGUUCAGGGAUACAGGAAUUUUGAAGAUUUUUUGCAUGAAGGCCUAGUUGAAUAUUUGGACGUAAAUGAGGAAAAUGACUGCAACAUUGCACUGUAUGAACAUACAAUUACUAAAGAUACAACACACUUGGAGAUUGAACCUUUCACACUUCUUGGCGUCUGUGCUGGGCUUAUUCCAUAUCCUCACCAUAACCAGUCCCCAAGAAACACUUACCAGUGUGCUAUGGGGAAGCAAGCAAUGGGUACCAUUGGAUACAAUCAACGGAACAGAAUCGAUACUCUUAUGUAUCUGUUAGCAUAUCCACAAAGGCCAAUGGUUAAAACAAAAACCAUUGAACUGAUAGAGUUUGAGAAACUGCCAGCUGGACAGAAUGCCACAGUUGCUGUGAUGAGCUACAGUGGUUAUGAUAUUGAAGAUGCUCUUGUCUUAAACAAGGCUUCCUUGGACAGAGGAUUUGGAAGGUGUCUUGUGUAUAAGAAUGCCAAGUGUACACUGAAGCGCUACACAAAUCAGACAUUCGACAAAGUGAUGGGUCCAAUGUUGGAUGCAGCUACACGUAAACCAAUUUGGCGUCAUGAAAUUUUAGAUGCUGAUGGUAUUUGCUCUCCAGGUGAAAAGGUAGAAAACAAACAAGUGCUUGUGAACAAGUCAAUGCCAACUGUGACCCAGACUCCUCUGGAAGGAAGUAAUGUUCCUCAACAGCCACAGUAUAAAGAUGUACCAGUAACAUACAAAGGUGCAACUGAUUCAUAUAUUGAGAAAGUAAUGAUCUCUUCAAAUGCAGAGGAUGCUUUUUUGAUCAAAAUGUUGUUGAGACAAACUAGACGUCCAGAAAUUGGAGAUAAAUUUAGCAGUCGUCAUGGACAAAAAGGGGUAUGUGGGCUGAUAGUACCUCAGGAGGACAUGCCAUUUUGUGAUACAGGAAUUUGUCCAGAUAUCAUUAUGAAUCCUCACGGCUUCCCAUCGCGUAUGACGGUGGGAAAGUUAAUUGAGCUCUUGGCAGGGAAAGCUGGUGUCCUAGAUGGCAGAUUUCACUAUGGAACAGCUUUUGGAGGUAGCAAAGUUAAGGACGUGUGUGAAGAUCUCAUUCACCAUGGGUAUAACUACUUAGGGAAGGACUACGUAACAUCUGGCAUCACUGGAGAACCCUUGGAAGCAUAUAUCUAUUUUGGUCCUGUGUAUUAUCAGAAACUAAAGCAUAUGGUGUUGGAUAAGAUGCAUGCCAGAGCUCGAGGCCCUAGAGCUGUCCUUACCAGGCAACCCACUGAAGGUCGAUCGCGUGAUGGUGGUUUACGUCUUGGAGAAAUGGAACGAGAUUGUUUAAUAGGUUAUGGAGCCAGCAUGCUUUUGCUGGAGAGACUGAUGAUUUCAAGUGAUGCCUUUGAAGUGGAUGUCUGUGGACAGUGUGGCUUGCUGGGAUAUUCUGGCUGGUGCCAUUACUGCAAGUCGUCUUGCCACGUGUCAUCCCUGCGCAUUCCAUAUGCCUGUAAACUGUUAUUCCAAGAACUCCAGUCGAUGAACAUUAUACCCAGGCUAAAAUUGGCCAAGUACAAUGAAUGAGCCAGCAAAACAAAGACUUAAGAAGAAAUUUUAAAAAAUGUGCAGAACUGGAAGGAAUUUCUGUGAAAAGGAGUGACUGUUAAAACUGAGGGGAUGGGGGAGGGAGGGAAGAGUACUGAUGAAUUCCUUAUUAUUUUCCCUCUGCUGUUUUCAGUUGAUUGGGAGACUGUGCUGCAGAGAACAUCAAGAGCAAUUGGUGGAGACUCAGGCAGCCUGGCUGAAUCAGAUGUGUAGCAAUUGUGUAAUAAGGCCCUGAUCCAGCAAAGCACACGUAACUUUUAAGCAUGUGGUAGUCAUGCAUUCAGGAUGCAAGUGCUUCUUUGGAUCAGGGCUUAAGUUUUAUUAACUACAGUGGUUUAUCCAUAUUACUUAAGUAUUCAUUUAAUUUUUCCAGACAGACAGUGUAUGAAAGACUAAUAAAAAAAUUUUUGAGUAUA
Molecule: messenger RNA, 6596 nt
Organism: Malaclemys terrapin pileata
Lineage: Eukaryota; Metazoa; Chordata; Testudines; Emydidae
Gene: POLR3B
Product: RNA polymerase III subunit B
Exons: 28
Coding region: 2761-6159 (1132 amino acids)
Biological process (GO): DNA-templated transcription
Cellular component (GO): RNA polymerase III complex
Molecular function (GO): DNA-directed RNA polymerase activity; DNA binding; ribonucleoside binding
Source: RefSeq, a predicted model, not a curated record